UGUCAUGGCAGAAAAUAUGGAACAUAGCGGUCGUUGAAGGUAUUAGCUUCACUUGUGCUUUAGCUGUAAUAAUAUAUCUGCCUUGAAAAUGUCUUUAUUUUUUAAAGUUAAGCAUGGCAAAAGUCACAGAUGACACGUUUGACAUGUCGCUAAACUAACGCCUAAGUAGCGGUGUGCUAAAGUUAGCAACAGUAGCAUUUCUGCGGCACAAAAAAUAGCUAAAGCAAAAAAAGUAUAUAAACAGUGAGUUUGGUGUGUACAUAUCUAGUUACCAUAAGAAAGAAAUCAAAUGUUGUGGUUAUGAAUAUCUUAGUUAAACUUGUUUACCUGCACUAGUAUUGUUUUGCAGCACAAUGAGUUUGCUGUGUUUGCAAUGUUCCUCAGUAGGAAAAAAGUUUUUAAAAAUAAAUAAAUCCCUGCACAGAUGUCGACGGUGCUCUUGACCUCUCACGGGCAGCGGUGUCACCUCCAGCCUCACCCUGUGGGAGAUAACUGAUGGACAGAGGUGGUGAUGAGAAGGAAGGACGGGGAGGAGGAGGAUGCUGAAAGAGGAGGAUGCUGAAGGCACUGUAACGGGACACUUCCAACGCACCAGCGGAACCCCCACCCCGCCGCUGCCAUCAUCCCUGCCGCGUUCUUCGGACCUCUCCCUCCGCGCGCCUUCGCCGCUCGGACGAUGCGCAUCCCGGAGGGGUAUCACUGCUGCUACAAUUCAAACGCGGCGGUUGCGGGGAAUGGUCGUUGACACCCCGAUCUGGCGUUGAGCGAUCGGAGGGGUCUGCCGGGCAGCAAGAGGAGGGGGGAUUUCGCACCGAGGCGAUUUUUGGCAACGUCUGGAGACGAUGCGCGGCUCAGGACGACUCCCGCUUCAGACCAGGAUUACCCGCCGUUCUGAUGUUGAGUCCUGAGGCACCGGCUGAGUCUCUUGUGGACCCCUGACAGCAACUUCAAACCCCACUCCCAAUCCGAUGUGACAGUAGGUUUCUCGACUCUGUUGGUUGGAAUCUAAAGCCAUAGCUCAUAGCUGUCCGUGAGACAGAGAAAUCCCCUUUGUUUUGAGUGAGCUGUGAGACCAAAGACACUGCAAGCAAAACUACAGCCAUUUUUCUGUUUUCUGUCGACCUGAGCCGGGACAGGAAAGUUUACUUUAGGGUGGGAAAGUUUUAAUGUCAGACAUUGGAGACGGCAGAGUCUUUAGGUUUCUGUCACCAUCACCCGCUCUGAGCUGCGCAGUCCGGAGCAGCGUGCUUUCCAGAUGCCGCCAUGCCCAUCAUCAGCAACGCCAACCAUGACUUCAGCAAUCUGUCCGUCAGUGAUGACAGCAGUCUUGACCGCAUCUUCACCGAGAUCCCUGAAACUGAGACCAUCAAGGGUGUGUACUACCAGAGGGCGCAGUUCAUCCGCCGGCCAGAGGACCUGGUGUCCAUCGACCACGGCCUGCUGGCGGUGAUCAACGUCGGGGGGAACCGCUACACCUUCCCUUGGAGCACUCUGGAGCAAUUCCCCCUCACCCGACUCGGCCGACUCUCGGGCUGCCGGUCCCCCGAGGACAUCGCCAGCGUGUGCGACGACUAUGACGAGGCUCGCAGGGAAUUCUUCUUCGACCGCUCGCCGUCCGCCUUCAGGGUCAUCCUCAACUUCCUGGCCGCGGGGAAACUGCGGAUGCUGCGGGAGAUGUGCGUCCUCUCCCUGCACGACGAGCUGACCUACUGGGGCGUGGAGAUGACGUACAUGGAGCGCUGCUGCAAGAGGAAGAUGUACACGCGCAUCGAGGAGGUGCACGAGCAGGAGCGGCGCGAGGAGGAGUGCCGCCAACGGAACGCCAUGCAGCGCGUGCCGGUGGAGGAAACCAGGUACCGCAAGGUGAUGAACUGGCUGAGGGAUAUGGUGGAGAACCCGCAGUCCGGCCUGCCGGGGAAGAUCUUCGCCUGCUUGUCGGUGAUCAUGGUCGCCGUGACCGUCGUCAGCCUGUGCAUCAGCACCAUGCCGGACCUCAGGGAGGAAGAGGACAGGGGUGAGUGUUCCUCCAAGUGCUACAACAUGUUCAUCAUAGAGACGGUAUGUGUGGCCUGGUUUUCCCUGGAGUUCAUGCUACGGUUCAUUCAGGCCCCCAGCAAGCUGGGAUUCCUCCGUGGGCCACUCAACAUCAUUGACGCUAUGGCCAUCCUUCCCUACUAUGUGUCCCUGGUGGUAACAGAGGAGGACCCAUCCCUGGAUCACGAGAGGCCAGGAGGAGGUAAGGGCUACUUGGACAAGCUGAGCUUGGUGUUGAGGAUCCUGCGUGCACUGAGGAUUCUCUAUGUGAUGCGGUUGGCUCGCCACUCUCUCGGCCUGCAGACGCUUGGGCUGACAGUGAGGCGCAGCACCCGGGAGUUUGGCCUCCUUCUGCUUUUCCUCUGCGUGGCCGUCACCCUCUUUUCCCCACUGGUCCACUUGGCGGAGAGUGAGCUCACGGGUGCCCAUGACUUCAGCAGCAUCCCUGCAUCGUACUGGUGGGCCAUUAUCUCCAUGACAACGGUAGGCUACGGCGACAUGGUGCCACGGUCCAUUCCCGGACAGGUUGUAGCGAUGAGCAGCAUCCUCAGUGGGAUCCUCAUUAUGGCCUUCCCUGCUACCUCCAUCUUCCAUAUGUUCUCUCGCUCCUACCAAGAGCUCAAGAUGGAGAACGACCGAUUGUUCAAAGAAGAGUGUGCUGCCGCUGCCGCCGCAGCUGCUGCUGCCACUGGGGAGCUGCAGGAGGUAGGAGGGGAAGGAGGGGUUGGGGACUCGCCUCCACCUGGACUGGGAUUACAUCUAGACAAGCAUACUGUGCACUCACUGGAGUCUCUGCUAGGGAAGGGUGGUGACGCUGCAGGAAAUAAUAACCACAGCCUUCCAGCAGCUGCUUUCUGAACAGCACAUGCACUGAUUGAUUAAAUCCAAAACUUCCAAGAACAUACAAGUCCCUUAAUCUCUAUCGUGUGUACUGCAAAUGACAAUUGCUCCAAAUGCCUCAUUCCCCACGUGGUCGGGAUGCAUCUGCGUUGCGUUGGAUGAAAGGAGAUUAAACGUACAGCACUUCCUUUGUUCUUCAGUCUAAUGGGAGUGCAAGUGUGCACACUGCUGACUGCAGAGAACCCGAAAGACAUAAAACCCUUUAAAAAAUGGACGGUCCAGUCUGUCUGACCAGAAAGCCUCCGCAGCAAUAUUAUUAACUGGUUGCUUCCAUAAACAUGCAAUAGUCAGUCCAAAGUUGCUUUUCCUUCCACUGUGAAAAUACUUAUAAGCCCAACUGCAACCUAUAGUUUUAUUCAUAUUACUUUUUAAUAUGUUGCCUAGAGUAUGACCUGAAAAUGUCUUGUACUUUAUAUUCUACUUUUCUGCCAUGAAUUCAAAGAAGUGCUCCUCUCUUAAGUUCAUUUUUUGAGAAGCUUGAAGCCAUGUUCUGAGAAGAAAUAUAAACAAAUGGAUAGUUUUGGCUCUUCUAAUAUGUAUAUCCAUCCCUCUCUCAUCUAUGCUUGUAUGCUUGGACUUAAAGAGGUGACAGUUCUCCAUUCUCUACUGUGAACUCCAGGUAAACUGAGUGAGGAUACUGCAGAAGACAUGGUCCAAAACUGCUCUUUAAUCAUCUGAUGAGGAAAUGAAAGGAUGGAGAGACAGAGUAUUUCAGGGUAUGUGAGUGAGAGAGAAUGAGCGCUGACAACCAUGAAAUGUACUUUGCAAUGCUUCAAAUAAAAGCUCUCCUGGUAAUAUGAGAGAAAUCCA
This is a messenger RNA of Scophthalmus maximus (turbot), 3744 nucleotides long. It is a transcript of the gene kcng4a, whose product is annotated as potassium voltage-gated channel, subfamily G, member 4a. The record is from RefSeq and is a predicted model, not a curated record. Gene Ontology annotation, biological process: protein homooligomerization; potassium ion transmembrane transport. NCBI's taxonomy places the organism in Eukaryota, Metazoa, Chordata, Actinopteri, Pleuronectiformes, Scophthalmidae. Gene Ontology annotation, cellular component: voltage-gated potassium channel complex; membrane. Gene Ontology annotation, molecular function: protein binding; delayed rectifier potassium channel activity. The coding region runs from base 1264 to 2892 and encodes 542 amino acids. The transcript has 5 exons.